CAGGGCGGAGAGGAUGCUCAGAUUCGUCUCGCCAAAGUGCGAAUGGAUGGGUCCUGGAAUGAAAGCCUUCGUUCUAAGAGGUUCAGGCUAUUCUCCGAAACCAGAAGCGCGAGGGCAUCAGAUUGGCUUGGGUUUCUCCAAGUCAGCCCUGUUAGUGUCCUUUGAUGGCAUACCGGAAGACGCCAUGGCGAUCCGCAAGUUCGAUGAUCAAGAUUUGGCACUGGAAGUGAAUCAUCGCAAAUACGAAGUGGGCAAUGGGACCUCCUUGUGGAACCACCUGGGAGUGAGAGCCAAUGCCCUGAAGUUUACCAUGAAUUCGGAUCGAACUCUAUCGCCCUAUGGUCGCCAUUUGGUUCUAGGUGCCAAGCAAGGCACGGCGGAGAUCGUGCUGGUGAAACGUGCUUUGACCAACGACGAAGAUGCGAAGUCCAGGGUGUCGACGGGCGCGAGUCGGCCGGGGUAAGGAGUCUACAAGUGAAGAUGAG
Durusdinium trenchii is the source of this 485-nucleotide messenger RNA. NCBI's taxonomy places the organism in Eukaryota, Dinophyceae, Suessiales, Symbiodiniaceae. The record is from the annotation of a GenBank genome assembly.